Messenger RNA from Cannabis sativa, 1584 nucleotides. RefSeq names its product adenylate isopentenyltransferase 5, chloroplastic. The record is from RefSeq and is a predicted model, not a curated record. Gene Ontology annotation, biological process: cytokinin biosynthetic process; tRNA modification. The coding region runs from base 497 to 1534 and encodes 345 amino acids. Gene Ontology annotation, molecular function: tRNA dimethylallyltransferase activity. The transcript is spliced from 2 exons. Gene Ontology annotation, cellular component: mitochondrion. Lineage: Eukaryota; Viridiplantae; Streptophyta; Magnoliopsida; Rosales; Cannabaceae.
AGAUUAUUUUUAAAAUUUUAUAAAAAGUUAUAAAAUAACCACUGUUGUAGAUACUUGUGGCCCGUCCUAGAAUUUAUAGCGGGAAUGAAUAUAAAGAAGUUAUAAUUCGGCCGUACAUUUCCUUAGCUCCAUAAAUACCAAGCUCAGAAACUUGUAGCUACACCAACUUCAUCUAAUUAUUCAAUCAACAAGACUCCCAAAACAAAAAUUCUUCUUAUUCUUAUAUCACAAAAUUCUCACAGUAUACUUCUACUACUUGUACUCUUACUCUCAGUCUCACUUAACCUUAACAAAAAACAAAAACUCUUCAGUUUUAACCACAACUUUUUCUUUUGAUAUCUCUAUAGCUUUUCUCUCUCUCUUUUAAAUCUCUCUGCAGAGUUAAAAGAGAAAGAAAAGAAGAAAGGGAAGUGAUCCGUACGGACAGAAGUAGUAGAGGGGAGGCUCCAAUUCGCCGCAUAUUAUUAUUAUCAAGGCUAAAAAGGACUCUGCAAAAAUGAAACUUUAUAUGACAGCAGCACCCUGCAAACAAGUUCAUCAAGUUCAAGUUCAACCUUUGGUUAAUUUCCAAGGUGGUUCGAUCAAUCAGGUGGGAAUAAAUGUCGACACCUUCUUCCGCCGCAAAGACAAGGUGGUCUUCGUCGUUGGAGCCACAGGAACCGGGAAAUCACGCCUAGCUAUCGACCUGGCCACAAGAUUCCCUGCCGAGAUUAUUAACUCAGACAAAAUGCAAGUUUACAGAGACUUAGAAAUAACAACGAAUAAAGUCACCGAAGAUGAAUGCCGAGGGGUCCCUCACCACCUUCUCGGAAACGUAGCCGAUCCCCAAUCUAACUUCUCCGCAGCUGAUUUCUGCCACCACGCUUCCUCUGCUAUCGAAUCCAUCCUCAGCCGUGACCGCCUCCCAAUUAUAGCUGGCGGCUCUAAUUCUUUUAUUGAUGCUUUGAUUAACGAUCACCACAAUCAUCGCCGGCCUCAAUUUCGUCUUCGUUACGAUAUUUGCGUUUUGUGGGUAGACUUAUCUUUACCGGUUCUACACGGCUUUGUCUCCGAGCGCGUAGACCGGAUGGUAGCCAACGGAUUAGUCGGAGAGGUGAGGCGAAUUUUCGAUCCAACAGCAGAUUACUCUCGAGGAAUUCGACGAGCGAUUGGUGUGCCCGAACUCGAUAAAUACUUCAGAGCUGAAUUGAGAGGAGAUAGUGAGAAAAACAAAGCUAGAUUACUCCGUUACGCCAUUGAUGAGAUCAAGAAGAACACGUGUGUUCUAGCUUGUCGCCAAUUACAGAAAAUCAAUCGCUUCCACGAGAAUUGGAGAUGGAAUACUCAUCGAUUGGAAGCUACCGAGGCUUUCUUGAAGCGUGGCCAAGGACUAGAAGCCGGUGACGCUUGGGAGAAGCUCGUUGCCGGACCGGCCACGAUGAUCGUCGACGAUUUUCUUUACAGUGAAGGAUUAGCUUCAAUGGUUCCUAACGACGCCGUUUUAACGACCGCUCCCGUUUCCCUUGCUUCCGUUGUUGCUGCCGUUACCCGCUAAUUAAUUAUGUAAUUAUUAUGAAACUGCCUCUAACGACACCGUUUUGAUGA